Molecule: messenger RNA, 575 nt
Organism: Penaeus vannamei (Pacific white shrimp)
Lineage: Eukaryota; Metazoa; Arthropoda; Malacostraca; Decapoda; Penaeidae
Source: RefSeq, a predicted model, not a curated record
GUCGCCAGGCAGAUCAACAUAGCCCAGUACCAGCACAUGCUCUACAACGAGUUCGUCCCGACGCUGAUCGGCUACUGGAAGGCCAAGGAGUACGGCUUGCUGCCCCAGAAGAACGGGUACUCGGAUCGCUACGACAGCCGCGUGAACCCCGGCGUCCUGAACGAGUUCGCGACGGCCGCCUUCCGCCUCGGCCACACCAUGAUCCCCGACGACUUCCGGAUGCUGGACAAGGACUACGCGCCCGUCUCCUCCUUCCCGCUCGUCGAGACCUUCCACAACACGAGCAUGGUGUUUCGAUGGAGUCCGGCGACUACCUGGUUCGCGGGAUGGUAGGAACCAGGUUGAAGCCGAUCGACCUGAAGCUCGUGGACAUCACCCUCGACAGACUCUUCGAGAAAUUAGGAGUUCCUCAUUCGGGCGAAGAUCUGUUUGCUAGGAACGUAGCGAGAGGCAGAGACCACGGCAUUGCAUCAUACACCACAUAUCGACAGUUCUGCGGUCUGGGACAAGCCGCGAACUUUGACGACCUGAGAAACGCCAUGCCCGACGAAGCUAUAGAGAGCUUUCGGCAGGUC